AUGAUGCAAGCACAAUCAGAUGCUGUCGGUAGAAUCGCUACUGAAGGUGAUAACAACGAAUAUAUUCGUUUUGGACACCAGAAAUAUCUCAAGAGUGACUUGUACGAAGCAUUUGGUGGUACUUUACAGCCUGGUUUAGCACCGGCAUCAGAACACAGAUUUGCGAACCCUGCCCCUCUUGGUCUAUCCGCCUUUGCAGCGACAACUUUUAUGCUCUCGCUAAUAAAUGCAAAGGCUCAAAAUGUAACAAUCCCAAAUGCAAUUGUUGGUCCAGCCAUUUUUUACGGUGGCAUUGUUCAGAUAAUCGCUGGAAUUUGGGAAAUUGCACUUGAAAAUGCUUUUGGUGGCACUGCCCUUUGCUCUUAUGGAGGGUUCUGGAUGAGUUACGCCGCGAUUUACAUUCCUUGGUUCGGAAUAACUAAGGCUUACGAAGGAGAGGAAUCGGAACUGAGUAAUGCUGUGGGGUUUUUCCUGCUAGCAAUGACGAUAUUUACUCUUGGGAUUACGAUCUGCACAAUGAAAUCCACUUUAAUGUUCUUUUUGCUCUUUUUCCUUCUAGACAUUACGUUUCUACUACUAGCCAUUUCGGAAUUUACAGGUAAAUUCGGAGUCAAAAGAGCUGGGGGGAUUCUGGGAGUUAUAGUUGCACUUUUAGCCUGGUACAAUGCAUUUGCCGGUUUGGCUACAAGGCAGAAUUCUUACUUGACGGGUCAUCCGGUACCUUUACCUACAAACGAGUAUACUCUAACCAACAUUACAGGUAGGAACCGUCGUCGUGUUAACUAA
Zygosaccharomyces rouxii is the source of this 786-nucleotide messenger RNA. It is a transcript of the gene ADY2, whose product is annotated as Ady2p. The record is from RefSeq and is a predicted model, not a curated record. Gene Ontology annotation, cellular component: plasma membrane. Gene Ontology annotation, molecular function: acetate transmembrane transporter activity. The transcript has a single exon. NCBI's taxonomy places the organism in Eukaryota, Fungi, Ascomycota, Saccharomycetes, Saccharomycetales, Saccharomycetaceae. Bases 1 to 786 code for a protein of 261 amino acids.